Messenger RNA from Phycodurus eques (leafy seadragon), 4141 nucleotides. RefSeq names its product protein HID1-like. The coding region runs from base 1639 to 4026 and encodes 795 amino acids. Gene Ontology annotation, cellular component: membrane; Golgi trans cisterna; Golgi medial cisterna. The record is from RefSeq and is a predicted model, not a curated record. NCBI's taxonomy places the organism in Eukaryota, Metazoa, Chordata, Actinopteri, Syngnathiformes, Syngnathidae. The transcript is spliced from 17 exons.
GGCGCCCUCAAACGCGUCGCCGCACAAGCAGAACAAGUGUCGGCCCGUCGUCAGGGCGGGGACGGACGUUCCUCCGUUCUGACAGAUUCCUGCCGACGGAUCGCGGCACGCUGGCUUAACCGCAGCCGGUCGGGCUCAUUCCUGCGCCGACGCGUCCCGACUCGACGGCGGCUCACCUGAGCUCCGCGACGACGACAAAAUCGUCCGCCGACGUCUUCUCCCCUCGUCUCGCCGCCGAGCCUGAAAGCGGGACAGAGACAUUUUCACCGCGGAGCGAGACCGCGACCGGCGAGAGGACCGGCGCGCCGGCCGCUUACGCCGGCGCCACCCGCCGAUGGCGGCCCGAACGCCGACGCCAGGAGGAGCGACGCCACGACCAGCCGCAUCGCCUUCGCUGGAGAAACGACGAGUGGGCGGGGCCUGUCGGGGGAGGAGGACACCGCCACGCGAACACACGUAGCCUGCCUACAUGCGUGCGUGUGUACAUACGUGGGGGUUUAUUUGAUUACGGGGCUUUUUGUGUCGCUGAUGUCAAAUUGUAAGAAUGAAUAUUUUUCAAUAACCAGCAGUGGGCGUGUUGUCUAAAAUGUCUUGUUAAAAUGAGUAUAUUUUGACAUGUUUUGAGCGCUUUUAUGGUGGUAUUUUACUGCUAAAAACUUUGACCAUAAAGUCCUUCAAAUAUAAUAGAAUGAAUGACUCCUCAUCAUAUCUACAAACCCCAUUUUGUCUGUCUCUCCCUUUGAGUUGCUGUCAUUAGCGCCACGUUGACCCUUUUCAGCGCAAUCGAGUUUCUUCCAAAUCGGAUUCUUGAAUUCGCUGUGUCAUUUUGUCUUGUCACUCAAGCGCACGCGACAUUUUGGCGUACGUUUUUUCCCUCAUUUGUUCCCUUAAGUCACAGAAUAUUUGUAUUGCCCGUCAUUACCAAACGACUUGUCGAGUCAAUAUUUUCCUGUCAAAACUUGAUAAUCAUAUAAAAUGUUGUACAGGACGAGCUAGCUAAAAGAAAAAAUGAAGCUAACUCUACCAGCAUAGCACAGUUAGCUAAAAACUUUGAAAUGUCCUUACCAUCACGAGAUGAAUCCAUUUUGAAUCAAUAGGCCAUCGUGGCGGUGAUAACAUUUCUCGAGGGUGUCUGACAAAAAAAAUCUUUACGACGUGAACACAUUCUGAGUCACAGAAAGAUGACAAUGAAGGCAACGUCGGUAUACGUAGUUUUUGUGACAUUUUAUUUUUGAGAAAAACGACAAUCAAAAGUGCCCGAAAUCAAAUAAACACCCAUAUAUGUAUACACGCGCACACACACGCACACGCGCUGUGAUCACCGCUGCGAUUGGCUGGCGACCAGUUCCGGGCGUACCCCGCCUCUCGCCCGAAGAUGGCUGCGAUAGGCGCCAGCACGCCCGCGACCCGCGUGAGGAGAAGCGGAAUGGAUGGAUGGAUGAAUGGAUGAAUGGACGGACGGAUGGACGGACGGAUGGAUGGAUGGCCGCUCCCCGUCCACCUCAGUAAAACCACAAGAAGAAAAAAACGCCUCUUCCGAGACACGAGCAGCGGCUUGUUGUCUAAUGACCGAGCCGGCCCUGAACGCCUCGUCGUCAUCAGCGGACCUGCAGCGGCACCGGUCCGGACCAGCGAGACAUGGGAAGCGGCGAAAGCAAACUUGACUUCAGGAAGGCUGUGAUCCACCUCACCAGCACCACUCAGCCCGUGGAAGCGUCAGACGAUGUCUUCUGGGAGCAGUUCUGGGCCGACCCGUCCACCUCGGUCCAGGACAUCUUUGCUUUGGUUCCGGCGGCCGAGAUCCGAGCGCUGAGAGAAGAGUCGCCGUCCAACCUGGCAACCCUGUGCUACAAGGCCGUGGAGAAGUUGGGACGGGCGGCGGUUCGCGGUUGCCCGUCGGAACGUGAGCGUGCCGCGGUCCUCAACUGCGCCCGUCUGUUGACCCGCGUGCUGCCGUUCAUCUACGAGGACGCCGACUGGCGAGGGUUCUUCUGGUCCAGCCUGCCCGGCGCCCAGAACCAGGAAGCGGUCGCGGUCGCGGACACGGUGGACAGCUGCGAGUUGAUCUGGGAGGCGGGCGUGGGUUUCGCCCAAUCGCCUGCGCCCAAUUCGGCCCAUGACAGCAACAGGGCGGAGCUUCUCAAGCUGCUGCUGACGUGCUUCUCGGAGGUUCUGUACCUGGCGCCCACCGACCACCACGUCAACCCCUGGGUGCUCUUCUUCUGCUCCGCCUCCAACAGACACGCCCUCCCUCUGUUCACGUCGCUGCUGAACGUGGUGUGCGCCUACGAUCCUUCGGGCUCAGGCUUCCCGUACAACCACCUGCUGUUCUCAGACCGGCGGCAGAUCCUGGUGGUACAAGCGCUUCAGGUUCUCAUCGUCACUCUGGAGCGGCGCGGACCCCGCGCAGCCCCCGCCGCCGACGCCCUCCACGCCUCGGCGCCCUCAGCGGGGGAUGAGACUGAUUGGGCCCGAAAACCAGUUUGUCAACUUCCUGUCCAGGAUCCACCGAGAAGAGGACUUGAGCUUCAUCCUGAAAGGUCUGAGCCGGCUCCUCAACAACCCUCUGGUGCAGACCUACCUGCCAAACUCUGCCAAGAAGAUCUCCUUCCACCAGGAGAUCCUCAUCCUCUUCUGGAAGCUUUGCGACUUCAACAAGAAAUUCCUCUACUUCGUGCUGAAGAGCAGCGACGUUCUGGACGUGCUGGUCCCCAUCCUGUUUUUCCUCAACGAAGCCCGCGCCGAUCCGUUUGCAGCUGGCGUGGGGCUGGUCCACAUGGGCGUCUUCAUCCUGCUUCUGCUGAGCGGCGAGAGGAACUUUGGCGUGCGCCUCAACAAACCCUUCACGCUGCGCGUCCCCACGGACGUCCCCGUCUUCAGCGGGACACACGCCGACCUGCUGCUCGUGAUCUUCCACAGGAUGAUGACCUGCGGACAUCGGCGUCUGCAGCCGCUCUUCGACUGUCUGCUCACCGUCGUCGUCAACGCUUCUGCACCUUCUGGAGGUUUUCUCCCCGCCGUGGUUCCUUUUCUCGGCCCCGCGCAACCACCAGCUCGUCUUCUUCCUGCUGGAGGUCUUCAACAACAUCAUCCAGUACCAGUUUGACGGUCAGCAAACCCCAGCAGACCCUCGACCGAGUCCCGCACGCACAUACACGCGCACACCUCGGCCAAAGCGGCGCAGGCCCCUCGACCCGCUGUGCCUUGGCCCUCCUCGCAGGUAACAGCAACCUGGUCUACUCCCUUAUCCGGAGGAGGAACCUUUUCCAGCGUCUGGCCAACCUCGGGGCCGACGCGGCGUCCAUCCACAAGGCUCUGCUGUACAAGACGAAGAAGAAGAAGAAAAAGAACGCCGGCGCCUCCCAGAGUGACCGGGCCGACGCGGAAUCCCGCCCGAGACCCGGACCGGGCGAGCCGGAGGCCGCCCCGGGCCCAGGUGGCGUCCGUUGUCGCGUGACUUUCGUGUGUUUAGCUUUCAGGUUCUCGUCACGUCCUCCGUUUUCAGGGAUCCGCAAGAUCACCCAGAAGUCUCGAGCGAGUCACGGCGGCGCGGCCGUCGCGGACCCCCCGCAGACCGCCGUGGACGGCGCCAGCGACACUGAGUCCAACUCAGAGAGGGACCGCGAGGACAAGCAGACGGAGAGCGAAGCCGCAACUGGCCUUCCCGGCACCUCGUCGGCUUCGCCCCCCUGGACCGCCACGCCGGACUGGGUGUUGUCGUGGAAGUCCAAACUUCCUCUGCAGACCAUCAUGCGACUUCUGCAGGUUCUGGUCCCUCAGGUGGAGAAGAUCUGCAUCGACAAGGCUCUGACCGACGAGUCUGAAAUCCUGAAGUUCCUCCAGCGUGGGACUCUGGUGGGCCUCCUGCCCGUGCCGCAUCCCAUCCUGAUCCGCAAGUACCAAGCCGACGCCGCCACGUCCUCGUGGUUCCGCACGUACACGUGGGGCGUCCUCUACUCGCGCAACCUGGAUCCUCCCAUCUGGUACGACACCGACAUCCGACUCUUUGAGAUCCAAAGGAUUUAAAGCAGCUUUUUUCCUUUUCUUUCUGAGAAGACGUCGUCGUCUUCAUGAGAAUGCGUUCGCUCGCUGUGAAACAAUUAUGCUGAAAAAGACCAAAGAGUCUUGAAAUAAAAUGUCA